GAAAAAGCCAAGAGAGAAAUGCUUACACAGGGAUCUGUUGAAUCCGUUUUCUCUGAAGUGCAGGAGAAGCAGUUUGUCCUCACCCGGCCACCGUCGCGUCAGCGUUGCGGAGUAUUUUGUCCGCCCACCGCCGCCGUCCCAGAUUAGUCAGAGGACCGUGUGUUUCGGAGGAGCCGGUUGCUGUUACCGGCACCAUGGAGUCCCCUUUUAGUCCGGGACUCCCUCACCGACCGGGUGAAGACUGGGAUUCUGCUCUGUUUGCUGAACUUGGCUAUUUCACAGACACUGAUGACCUGCAGUUGGAUGCAGCACAUGAAACUUAUGAAAACAAUUUUGAUAAUCUUGAUUUUGGUUUGGAUUUAAUGCCAUGGGAGACAGGCAUUUGGGAUAUCAACAACCAAUUCUGUACAGUUAAAGAUGUCAAGGCAGAACCUCAGCCGCUUUCUCCAGCCUCCUCGAGUUGUUCAGUGCCGUCUCCUCAGUCAGUGGACUCGUGUUCUUCAACUCGGCACGUUCCUGAGGACUUGGAUCUGUCUUCUUCUCAGAUGUCUCCUCUUUCCUUAUAUGGUGACGGCGCCAACAGUCCCUCCUCAGCAGAGCCACUAAAAGAAGACAAGCCUGUCAUUGGUCCUAGGAGCAAAACUGAAAAUGGAAUGACUCCAAAGAAAAAAAUUCACAUGAAUUCCAAACCUUCGAUUCAGCCCAAGCCUUUAUUACUUCCAGCAGCACCCAAGGCUCAAACAAACCCCAGCGUCCCAGCAAAAACCAUCAUUAUUCAGACUCUACCAACACUCAUGCCAUUGGCAAAGCAGCAGCCAAUUGUCAGUAUACAUCCUGCAUCCACUAAAGGUCAGACCAUAGUGCUCUCUCCGCCUCCUGUGGUGCAGCUCCAGGCACCUGCAGUUCUGCCCUCGCCCCGGCCCGUCCUCGCCGUCGCAGGGGGAGCCACACAGCUACCUAACCACGUGGUGAACAUAGUACCAUCUCCAGUGGCGAGCAGCCUGGCAAAUGGAAAACUUGCUGUGACUAAACCUGUCCUACAAAGUACCGUGAGAAGUGUAGGUUCAGAUAUUGCUGUGCUAAGGAGACAGCAGCGCAUGAUAAAAAAUCGCGAGUCCGCUUGUCAGUCCCGCAAGAAGAAGAAAGAAUACAUGCUGGGGCUGGAGGCACGGUUACGGGCUGCGCUCUCGGAGAACGAGAAGCUCAAGAAGGAGAACGGGUCGCUGCAGCGGCAGCUGGAUGAAGUCCUCUCGGAGAACCAGAGGCUUAAAGUUCCUAGUCCGAAGCGAAGAGCCGUCUGUGUGAUGAUAGUUCUGGCAUUUAUAAUACUGAACUACGGACCCGUGAGCAUUUUGGAACAGGAUUCCAGGAGAAUGAACCCUAGUGUAAACCCUGCAAAUCAAAGGAGGCAUCUUCUCGGCUUUUCUGCUAAGGAGGUGGAAGACACGUCAGAUGAUGUCAUCCAGAAAAACAGCUACAGAUACGAUCAUUCUGUUUCAAACGACAAAGCCCUGAUGGUGCUAACUGAAGAACCACUGCUCUAUAUUCCUCCUCCUCCUUGUCAGCCACUGAUUAACACCACAGAAUCUCUCAGGUUAAAUCAUGAACUUCGAGGGUGGGUUCAUAGACACGAAGUGGAAAGGACAAAAUCAAGAAGAUUGACGAAUGAUCAACAGAAAAUGCACAUUCUUCAGGGUGCUCUGGAACAGGGCUCAAAUUCUCAGCUCAUGGCUGUCCAAUAUACAGAAACCGCUAGUAUCAGUGGGAACUCAGGGAAUGAGCUACAAGUGUAUUACGCUUCACCCAGAAGUUACCAAGACUUCUUUGAAGCCAUCCACAGAAGGGGAGACACAUUUUAUGUUGUGUCAUUUCGAAGGGAUCACUUGCUGUUACCAGCCACCACCCAUAAUAAGACCACAAGACCAAAGAUGUCAAUUGUUUUACCAGCAAUAAACAUAAAUGAUCUCCAACAUUCGCUCUCCCCAUCCCCCCAGCUGAUGUACUCACCAAAUGCUACAUUGAGAAAACAGAGAGAACGUGAUCAAUGGACAAGAUUAUGAAGUGAUGAUGCAGAUUGACUGUCAGGUGAUGGACACCAGGAUCCUCCACAUCAAAAGCUCCUCCGUUCCUCCUUACCUCCGAGAUCAGCAGAGGAACCAAACCAACACCUUCUUUGGUUCCCCUCCAGCAGCCCCGGAGGCAGCGCACGUUGUCAGCACCAUCCCCGAGUCACUACAGUAGCGCCCGGGGCUGCAUCGGAAAACUAAGAGUGGGACCUUGCCUCGCCGCGGAGCAGGUGAGGAAUGCUGCUUUCUGCCUCCUCGGUGGCGAGCACUGCCCCGCAACAGAAUCAGGGGACAGAGAGAAAAAAAGAAGCUGCUCUAUUUUCCACCAUCUGCCCACCUACUUGGAAAGCACUGAAAUCAGAAACAAGGGGAACAGCAUUUCUCCAGCGGCAGAUCCGGCCCUGCACCCUUGAGCGUUGCCUGGUGUAGAUUUUUUUCUGUACCUUUCUAAAUGUAUUCCCUCUGUUUGUUUUGUGUUUAAGUAAUCUUCUUUCAAGUAAGAUCCACUUCCCCUCUUCUGCCAUUUCAGUUAUUGAUACAGUAAAGGGAUUUUUAUUUAUGGCUAUGCAGCACUCAGAUGCAUCCACGGAUGAGAGUCCCCAUCAGUUUAAUGAAGACCCGUUGUGGAUAUUGUACCUGUAGGAAAAGAGAUUCCAAAAACAGGGCAGCCAGAAAGGUAUCCCCAAGAGUCAAAACAAUUUAGAGCUUUAGGUGAGAGGGAAAAUCCCCAUUUGAUAAAGUUUAUGUUGACUUGGGAUUCGCAGUUCACAUCUGACCCUACACAUGGCAACUGCCUCGGGGUUCAGGGUGGGUAGCAAAUCUGAGAAAAGGAAAUGGAAGAGAAGGGUCGGUGGGGGGCCUCUGACAGAGGAGUGGCUCCCCCAGGACAUGCGUUCGCAGCCCCGAGUUUGGUGCGACUGCCCUUUAAGAUGAAAGCCGCAGCUGCCAUUUGUCGGGCGGACUCUGCGCUGCUGAGCAUUGGCCUCCUCGUUCCCCAUCAGCUGCAGAUCGUCCAGGAGCGCAGGACAAAUCCUUCAUUUUAUCGUGACCCCCUCCCGCCCUUCACACCUGUCAGUGUGGUGACACGAGGUGCAGCAAAGGAACACCUGGUGGCUUUAGACUAAGCAAACGAGAGCUUUUUCCUCUAGAGGAUUGACAAGUAUUUAUUCCUUAAUACUAUGCAGACAGGCAGGCUUGGGGUCCUGCUAGGGAAUGCAUCCCAUAAUACGGCAAUAAUUUUCAGUCUCCCCAGUAAAAAGGCAUGUGAAAGGACUAACUAUUUGUCUUCCUAUGGUUAAAAAAAAAAAAACCCUUCUGUGUUCAUUUCUACUUUACUGUCCUUUCACUCCGCUUUUCUCCCUGGUGUCCACCUUCAGUCCCGUCCUCCCGCUCCUCCCAUGGAGCUUCGGUUUCUCGGGGGAACGGACCGCGAACGUGGCCGCCCCCCGCACAGGCCUGCCUGUCAGAUGUCUUCCCUCCCGCUCACACUGUCAGCCUCUUGCUCCAGAGGCUGGUAAGGGAAGGAGGCAUUGUCUCAACUCCUCCAGAAUUACCUGCAGCCAGUUGGCUUUCUGCCCGUGAAAUUAGGCUCCUAAAUGAUCUUGAAGAAUCAUGAGCACUUGGAACUCCCCGGCUAGGACGCCCCUGCACCCAAGCCUAUUCCACGCUGUCUGGGGAAACCAGCCGCACUUUCGUGAGGGGCAGAAGGGCCCUGUGGCUCUCUUACCUGGGAAGUGUCUGUCAGGCGUCUUGGGACCCGCGCGUGCACACCGUGGUACGUCAGCGCAGCUCUCCCCGUGCUUUGGCUGUCCGGGGAGAUUUCCAGACAAGAGCCGUUUUCCCUGGGGACCAUUCUUCCUUCUAAUGGGUGCCGAGGAACGGAAGACCCUUGGGCUGCAGGGCAUCUUCUCACGGACUAUCUUCUGGCCCUGUUCUUUCCCACCCUGUCCUGUGACUUAGCCAAACGAGCGACGGUGACUGACCACGUGGCUGUUCCCGAGCUGCUGGUUUCUGGGGGGAGCUGCCGUCGCUGUCUGGCGGAUACAGGCACAGAAAGCCUGCCCGGUUGCACAUGGUGGUGCCUCCCCACCUUUGCACUGACUCGCAGAAGGACAAACCGCCACCUAGCUGCUAUUUUAGCACUUUGCUUUUACUUUAUUCCCUCCACUCCUGCUUUUCCUGGGCCCAUUGGACCAACUCGGCAGACGGCAACUGUGUUUCGUGAGCUCACCUUCCUGCCUUUCUUCCCGGUGGAAAUGUAGGGGACAGUUAGGAAGGAGUCGUGACCAAAGAGCACACAGGUGUUAGCGGGACACUCCUGGUGUGAGGUAGGGCGCCUGCAAAGGAACAGCCAGAAGCAGUCUGGGAGCCUGGCCUGUUCACCAGAGCUGACUCUUCAGCUCCUUUUCCUGAAUUGAUCUUUUUGAGAUGAAGAACAGGAUUCUCCUCAGGCUAAUGUUUGGGGAAAUGAGUGAAAAGCAGGCUACUGACCCCUGCAAAGAAGCUUCUGCUCAUUGAUUGCUGUCAAAGCCAUUAUUAGUCCGCAGGACAGCAGUUGUGGUUAUGUUAACAUGUCCGCCAACACAAGCCCUCAGGAACUGGGAAGGUGCUCUGCCUGAUUAAUAAAUUAAGCUUGUGUUUUGGCCUAGUUUUGGGGGGAAUGAGAUUGCAUUUGGGAAUUGCAGCCAGGAAUUAUGGGAGAUACAUACGUGAGCAUGUAUCUAUACCCAUAUAUAUAUUUUUUAAUUGAUUAAGUUUUUAAAUGGUUUUUGCAAGCUUGUGAGAAAAUCAGGUAAAUUCACAGGAGGCAAUUCUCCAUUAUUCCAAUGACUUUGUGCUGCUGUUAAUACUGUCCUGGGACGUAAAGGUGGAGACGCUGGUAACGGUGUGCCCACCUGGUUACAGGUCCCAGGCUGUUUGGCUUAAUGGAAGUGCAUGUUCCCUCGUGCUGACCCCUGAAUCACGCCAGGAGCUUCUUCCUGUGGGAUCCACUCACGCAGCAGAACACGGACAGCGCCAUGACAGGGGCCUCUUUCUGAGGUUAGGGCUCGGCAGAGGAUCAUCUUGAAAUGAAUGUACUGUUUGCCAUGCUUGUAGUUUGGAAACUUUACACUAGAUUAUUGGGUGGGGUUGUCUUUUCCUAAGUAAGAAAAAAUCGCGCAUGCUUUUACAGAAAGCACAGAGCAUCUCCUGAUUUUUCUGUAAUUGACUACAAGCUCUCGCACAAAGCUGGCAUUUCUUUGCCUUUGCUCGUUAGCAAGAAGUAGACACAGAGGUAUUUGAAAGCAGUUAUGUUAUGAGUCAUUCUGGAUUGUUCUGAAUAAAUAUCACUAAGAAACAGACUAGGAACUUGGGAUUCAAACAGAUUUUUCUAUCAUUUUUAAAGAGACAACACUGUCAUGAUCAAACCUUCCUGGCGGGAGUCCCCUCCUUGCCGUGUACCGCAGCCGUGAGGGCGGUGACACUGGGGAGACUCGGCCGCUCUGCCGUUGGAGUGAUUAAAACCAGAGGACUCUCAAGCUCCUUGUGGCUUUUGCACUGUCUUCUGAUUCUUGCCAUUUUACUAAGCUCAGGUUGUGAAACUUGACAGAAAAAUAUCACAGGGAAAAUUAUGUCAUUUGACUUUUUAACACAUUGAAAAAUUUCAAAGCAACUUCGUCUUUCAACUGCCUAAUAGAAGUGAUUGCUUUACUAAUGAGCCAGAGUAAGAUUCUGUGACCCUUCGAUCUGACCUCAUGGAAAUUUUCCGCUCACAAAAGCCCUCUUUCCCCUACGCACUGGCGCGCCCGCUCGGCUGCCGGCAGCAGAUCCACAGGACCUGAGCGUCCAGUGAGACUUUCUUACUGUUGUCUGUUCAUACAGGUCAACCCCUCAAACAAGAUUGCUUAAUGCCAAAAUUGACAAACACUUGUUACCACCUAUGGACCCCUCUUUCUUUAUCAAGAGGUUAUAUUUGCCAGUCCUAAGUCAUUUUAAUUUACAGAAAUUAGGAUCUUUGCUGCUAAUAUGAAUACUAACUAUAACUUUUACCUUAAAAACAAGAAUAAAGCCUAAGAAAAAUUGAAGUGUAAGGAAUUUUCAUUCCUACCCCUAAAAACAUUUGGGAUGGGGCAGUUCCUGUUCCCCACCCCAAAGGGCUUGUGGUUGAUUUUUAAUUUUCUAGGAAACAGAAUACUGGACUACCCAGAAAGAUGUUGCUGGGGUCCAGGUAGAAUUACGCACAGGAAACAAAUGCAAUUUUCUUCUACCUGAAAAAAGAAAUCAGUGUAUGUCCUGUUAAUUUAUGUUUUUAAUGACUAGGCUUAAAGUUUAUUUUGGAUAAGACUAGAACUUUCAGCAAUUUAUGCUAAUAUCUGUGUUGUCUGUCAGUAUUUAUGAAAAGAAGGACAAAGGUAACUUGAUCAGGAUGUUUGGUCCUGCGUGUGAGCCGUGUUGUGGCUAGCUAGCCACGAUCAGGCAGUGGACACCGUGCUCGACAUUCUGGUUUGCUGACUUUAAGCAUUAGAGAUUCAGCCACGUUUAAAGACUUGUUAUAUAAGGCUGAGGAACCAAGCAGUCAGUGAGUCAUAGUUUUUCAUUUGCCAAGGUCAACAAACAGCACACACUCUUGCUGCUUGCCCCCAGUGAAGUCGGUGGCCAUUCGUUUAAUAAACAGACCCGGAGGCUUGGCAUCCACACACACCCCCAGUACAGUAAUCCCCGAUAGAGAUGAGCAGGCUGCCUUUCACCUUAAAUGCAUUUUGGAACACAUUGACUCACAGUCCUGAUUUCUAGAUCAGUCAUCUGGAUAAGAGAUGGUGGGGAAACAGAACCUCAGGUGAAACCUGUCGGCACUCCUGCUCUGCGAGAUUGUGCUCCCAUUCUGUUCUCAUCCUUCUGGCAAUUCACGCUGAGACCAGCAGUGCUUCACCCGUGGGCCAUCGGGACCUGAGGCGGGGGUGUUGGAGAGGCCAUUUCACCAAGAUUUUCCUUCUAAGGUUGUAUCCAUGCUAAACUAGAAUGGGUUAAAGAUGAGGAGGAGAGAUGUACCAUUCUCUCCUUUAAUAUUUAUGUUGGCUUACAAUACAUAAACACUGACAAGAGACACUUACAUGCUUUCAAGCAACUCUUUAUAAUGCAAUACUUGUUCUUUGUCUAAAAUUCAAAUUAAAAAUGUUAUAAAUUU
This is a messenger RNA of Manis pentadactyla (Chinese pangolin), 7230 nucleotides long. RefSeq names its product activating transcription factor 6 (gene ATF6). Gene Ontology annotation, cellular component: nucleus. The coding region runs from base 195 to 2060 and encodes 621 amino acids. The transcript is spliced from 17 exons. Lineage: Eukaryota; Metazoa; Chordata; Mammalia; Pholidota; Manidae. Gene Ontology annotation, biological process: endoplasmic reticulum unfolded protein response; regulation of transcription by RNA polymerase II. The record is from RefSeq and is a predicted model, not a curated record. Gene Ontology annotation, molecular function: DNA-binding transcription factor activity, RNA polymerase II-specific; RNA polymerase II cis-regulatory region sequence-specific DNA binding.